Molecule: messenger RNA, 4116 nt
Organism: Aplysia californica (California sea hare)
Lineage: Eukaryota; Metazoa; Mollusca; Gastropoda; Aplysiida; Aplysiidae
Product: retinol dehydrogenase 13
Exons: 8
Coding region: 164-1198 (344 amino acids)
Source: RefSeq, a predicted model, not a curated record
CAAAGUCAUCAAACGUGUCUUAUUUGGCUUCUAUUUAGCCCAAAGUUCGACUUUUUUUUGUGUUGUCAGGCGUUUGUUCUCGUUGUGGCGCUAGAAAUAUAAACCAAACAUCGGAAGUCUUUUUCUUCAGAUUGCUGUAAAGUGCUGUGCGAUCUUGGUCAAGAUGACACUUCAAGAAUAUUCUCUGCCUGUCAGUGUGGUGGGCACACUGGUUGCACUUGCUGUCUUCUUCAACUUUCUAGAUUUUGUCAUUGGUCUACUUCUGAUACUUGUUCCUGUAAGCUGCAUCCUUCUCAAGGAGUACAUGAGUGGAGGUCGUUAUUAUGGGAAGGAGCGUAUUGACGGUAAAACUGUUGUCAUCACCGGGGCAAAUUGCGGAAUUGGGAAAGAAACAGCCCGGGACCUGGCUGGGAGAGGUGGCCGCAUCAUCAUGGCAUGUCGAGAUCUUGAAAAAUGUGAACAGGCCAAGAAAGAGAUUGUGGAAGAGACAGGAAAUAAGAACAUCGAGUGCCAGAAGCUUGACCUUGCAUCUUUCGCCUCUAUUCGUGCAUUUGCAAAAUUGAUAAAUUCAACUGAGAGUCAUGUGGACAUCCUGAUCAACAAUGCUGGCGUCAUGAUGUGUCCCAAGAUGCUUACGGAGGAUGGGCUGGAAAUGCAGAUUGGGGUGAAUCAUUUUGGUCAUUUUCUGUUGACACAACUCCUUAUGGACAAGCUGAAGGCGUCUGCUCCAAGCCGAAUAAUUUUUGUAUCCAGUCUAGGUCACACUCUCGGUAAAAUGAAUUUUGAGGAUUUGAACAGUGAGAAAUCAUAUAGCAAGCUUAAUGCCUAUGGACAGAGCAAGCUUGCAAAUAUUUUGUGUAGCAGAGAGAUGGCCAGACGGUUAGAAGGGACUGGCGUGACUGUGAACUCCCUACACCCUGGUACUGUCUCUACUGAACUCACUCGCCACUUGUCCUUUUGGAACUCGAGCAUCUUCAAAGUGUUUGCUGGCCCCUUCCAGUAUAUCCUCCUGAAGACGCCAAUGCAGGGAGCACAGACCUCCAUUACCCUUGCUGUGGACCCCCGUCUUGAAAAGGUCACUGGAAAGUACUUCAGUGACUGUUGGGAGAAGCGAACUGCUCGUCAAGCUGAGGAUGAUGGGGCAGCGAAGAAACUGUGGGAGAUCAGUGAGGAAUGGACCCGUCUUAAACAGGACUAGGGAUUCUUUUCCAGCUUGGUGAAGGCAGCCACAGCACCCAGUCUCAUUUAUAUUUGAAGGGCUUUGUGACUCACUGGGUUUCCUCUGUUAUCCAUACUUCUUUCUUUCCCCUUUUGAUGGCUAAUGGGACCAUCAUUCUUUACUACUUGACAAUGUUUUGCCUCAAGAUGCACUAUGAACAGUGAUAUUAUGCUGCAUUGAUUCAAUGUUUUUGUACCCAGUUAUUCAGGUCGUAAAACAUAUAUCUAACUUUUGUUUACAUUUUUCGCUUUGUUUUAUAUUAUAUGUUAUGUGUAGUUGCAAAGCCCUUCAUUUGUGAACGAAAACAUUAAGGGGAGGUGGCUAUGGUAUACAUUAUCUGGCUAUUUACUUGUCUUUGAGCUAGUUAGUGUGCAUUGGUAUGUUUGUUUGGUCGAAACGAAGUGCCCUGAACCUUAAAAUAAACAUUUUCACAUUUUUCCACGAUGUGGCACCACAAACAAAAUGCAGAGUCAGCAUUUUACUCGCAACUUUAUUUUAGGUAUAUCUCAACAACCAUUCAAGUUGGAGGCCUGAUAUUUAGCAUAGUUACAUAUAUGUGGGCAUUCUCUACCAUCUUACAAAAGCAGAAUUCAAUUUAUGUUGUCCUUUCCUGAGAUAUUCAGCCUCAAAGUGGGCUAUAAUUGGCUAUAUUAAAAUCUUUGACAUUUCAGGACGUAUGGACACGAAACUCUUCAUUGAAAAAUUAAAAGAUAUAAGUAAAAAAUCUCUUUGUAAGGUGGUAAAUGUACAUCUUCAGAACAUUGUGUCAAUGUUUCAGCCAAUUCUGAUAGUAACUUACAGAGAACUACUCAAAAUAGUGGGACACGUGUGUAGGAAAAAGGCAUUUUGAGAAAAACGAAUAAAAACCCAACCAAUUCAAAUGCUCAAAAGUGAGCCAAAAUACAUUUUUAUAGUUCAAAACCACACAUAUUAUGAAUACUGAGAAUACUGUCAGCCUUCUCUACAAAGAAGAACCACCUAAUAGCAAUAUAAACAAGAUUUCCACCACAGAUUCUAACCUACCCCUAUCCCCACUAAGAAAAAAGUAGUAAAAUUCAGGUAAAAGUGUCACUACCUCUAGUCUCCACCACCGGAGACAUAAAACUGUCUAUGAGUGUUAAUGCUGCCAUACUGAAUUGUUUAGAUAAAUUGAGUUUGUUGAUAGUCUUUUCUACAACAAGAAGAGUUUUUAAAUGGUAUGGCAGUGACUACCUUUCUUAGAAUAGUCGAGACUUUAUUGAGCCAAAAAAAAAUAAAAAGCUGCUACCUCUCCUUCAUUUUCUUCCCAAAUGUGUUGGUUUUUGCCCUUUUUUUGCUUUGCAAUGGUGGAAUCUGAGACUAUGCAACCACGAAAGGCUCACUGUAAGCUGGCAUUACAUGAUACUAUCUAGAUCUGUAUUGCCUCAAUUUAUCCUAUAUAUUCUGCUCAGUAGCUUCUUUCAAUCUUGCUUGAAGGGGUGACCGGCUUUGGGAUACACCGGUCUCCGACUAAAAAUACCCAAACGAUAAUAAUAAAUUAAAAAUAAAUUUUGAAGUAACACUAGGCUCUAGAGAUUUCUAUUGCUAGAUCUACACUAAACAGAUUUGUUCACUGCGUGCAACCAGAGAGUAAGAGAGGCUCAGGAAGCCAUCAAAAGUAUAAGACAAGUCCCACUCCCGCUCCUAGAUUGUAUAACUUUGAUCGAGGGCAACGGAGAUCUGUAUACUUUGAAUACCCCAGCCAUAUAAUCAUGGAAAGUACUGAAGGCUAUUACAAUCUCAAAAGUUAGAUCUGGAUUAGCUUAAAACGGCUAAGACUAAGACAUCGAAUCGAAUCACGAUCAGGUGAUAGAAAGAAGAGAGAAGACAGAUAAGAAAGAACAUGUGUUGGUAGGCCCUUUCGGGUCGAAAUACCACAAUAAAUUGCAAAUGGAGAUGAUAACAGUAAUUACUCAGCCUGUAAACAAGAUUUAUUAGGGUUGAAAUCGGCAACAUGAUAGAAAAUCUUUGAAAUGCAGCGAAAAUGUUCACGUUCUGUCAAGCGGCACGCAGUGUAAAGAAUGGCACGCGAAGAGGAUUCCCCGUCGUUGCUACCGGCUCGGCGAAUGAAAAUUCACAGUCCGAUCACGUGACGGAAGUGGGCGACCAGUAUUUGGUACGGUGUCUUCAAACAUACCUGAAUGGGUCCCCAGUGUAGUUCCGUACGAAAACGAAAGUGCAAUAAUUGAAUAGUUCUUAUCACGGCCUUUCCAAAGAUACCAAACUUGCAAACUUGAUUACCUUGCAGUCACGGAAAGCAUUGUUGCCAAGGGCUAAAGUUUAGCAUUUCCUGACGUUUUGUUUGAAUUUUUUUUCCCCCCUCUACCACUUUCGAAUACAUUUAAAUAUAUAUGUUAGGGGUCUCUUUAGGCCCGGGAACCUUCACGAACGGAUUCUUGACAUAUUUUUCUGUAAGAAUUAAAAUAUCCAAAUACUCAAAUGUCCAAAUUUUUUGCAAAUAGCCGAUUUUCCAGGGGAUUGAGUAUCAUGGAUUCCCUUAAAAUGGAGAUCAAAUGCAUUUGGAGCAAGUAUGGAAAUGUUGUAUGACCUUUUUUUAUACUUGUUAAGUGCCUUUCACAAUGUACUGGUUGUUAGGUGGAUGCUUCAGAAAAAAAAAUGAAUAUCAUGUUUGUGUUUCUAAUCAAUGUCCUAAUCCUGAAGUUUUGAUGAGGCUUGGCAGCAUUUUUGGAAAUCAUAUACAACAUGUACUUUAAUGAAGUAUUAGUACUUUAAUGAAGUAUUAGUACUUUAUUGGCAUGAAAGAGUUGUGUUCUUCCCCCAGUUAUAAAACUCACUUAGCUUGAAAAAAUGUCUUAAAAAGCUAAGAAUUCCAUUCUAUUAUUUUAUAUUUUUAUUGAAUAUGGAUGUAGAUUCUAGAA